UGCUCCCAUCACUCUGCAAUCAUCACCAGCGCGCAGCACACAACACAGUCGGGACAAACUCGCCCAGGGAAGUCUUGAUCGAAUCCGAGGGAGGGAGUCUCUGAACGACUGGGACGGAUCAAAUUGUCCCAGGAGGCAAUAUCAGACGUGGCGAAUAUCGUUUCUUCAGCUGGAGUUGCGGCAGCAACAGAUGGUUGCCGACAUCAGCGAUUCUGCAGCAGAGGCCGCAAGACUUGCGCUGGAGAUCAUUUCAACCAUAGCCGAUGCAGUGUCAUGCGCGGUGGACUUGGGUGAGGAGCUUCCUGUCGUCAAGCCAAUGUUUAAAACUCUCAAGGCCAUCCGCACGACGGUCGAGACCGUGAAAAACAAUCGGGAGGAGCUGGCUGCACUGUAACAGAGGUGCACCUACAUUACGGCAUUUUUUGUCGUGAGGUGCAGGCUAAACGAAAGCGACGUGGAUGUGGCUCCCCGCAAGGACUGCGUCGAGGCGGCGAAGAACUUUGCCGAGCGUUGUAGCCGGAGAGGCAAGGUGUCGAGAGUGUUGAAGGCCUCUGGCGACAAGAUUUAGAUUGCCCGUAUGAACUCAAGGGUAGACCACCUGACGUCCGACUUGGGACUGGUCGGGAUUGCGGUUCUAGAGGGGAAAGUGGACGAGGUGAAGAAAACGCUGGUGAGUCUGCAAACAGCUCGCUCCUGCGAGCGGAACUCGCCUCUGCUUCCGCCUUGAAGCGCUCCGCUCUCUUAUCUGCUGGCUACACUUUUCUCUUAGUUUUCGCCGGGAGGGCCUCGCGUCCGGAAGUUCGUGCCACUUGCGUCUUUUGCUUGCCCGUCUGGGGGAUUGUUUUUCAGCC
Ectocarpus sp. CCAP 1310/34 is the source of this 851-nucleotide messenger RNA. Lineage: Eukaryota; Phaeophyceae; Ectocarpales; Ectocarpaceae. The record is from the annotation of a GenBank genome assembly.